AUGCUCCUUGCUAGCGCUCUCUCGCCAUGGACGCUGCUUCUUCUCCCGGUUCUUUAUUACCUGCUCCCCUACCUCCGAAAUUGGAGUCUGUUUAAAAUUCCUGGGCCAUUGCCGGCUGCUCUUUCCAACCUUUGGCUUCUGUACCAAUGUCGGCGAGGACGGAGAUAUCGUGCUGUCGACGAUGCCCACAAGAAGUACGGCAAGGUUGUUCGUAUCCAGCCAAAUCAUGUCUCGAUCGCAGAUGACCACGCUAUUGACACCAUAUAUGGACAUGGCAAUGGCUUUUUGAAGAGUGAAUACUAUGAUGCCUUCGUUUCCAUCCACCGAGGCCUCUUCAACACCCGUGACCGAGCUGAACACACCCGCAAGCGCAAGGUUGUUUCGCACACCUUCUCCGCCAAAUCCAUCGGGCAAUUCGAGCAAUACAUCCAUGCCAACCUCGACCUUUUUGUUAUGAAAUGGACCAAAGUGGCUAAGACCAGGCAGAGUCCCUCGACAGGCUACGCUUCCAUCGAUGCUCUCCACUGGUUCAACUAUUUGGCCUUCGAUAUCAUCGGCGACCUCGCUUUCGGCCAGCCAUUCGGCAUGCUCGAACGCGAAAGGGACUUUGCUGAGAUUCGCAAAUCUCCAGAUGCACCACCUACGACGGCACCAGCCAUUGAAGUCCUGAACCGCCGCGGGGAAGUCUCGGGCACACUGGGUUGCCUCCCACAACUGAAGCCCUGGGCCAAGUAUCUCCCAGAUCCAUUCUUCAGCCAAGGUGUUCAAGCGGUAGAACAACUCGCAGGUAUCGCCAUUGCGCGUGUGAAGCAACGGCUCGAGAAUCCUGUGGACCGUGUCGACCUGCUUGCCCGCCUGAUGGAGGGGAAAGAUGCCAAGGGCGAGAAACUCGGGCGCGAGGAGCUUACCGCCGAAGCAUUAACCCAGCUGAUUGCCGGUAGCGACACAACUUCCAACACGGCGUGCGCCAUCUUGUACUACGUCGUGCGCACACCCGGUGUGCUUGAAAAACUGCAGAAAGAGCUUGACGCCGCCAUCGCUCCCGGUGUGCCCAACUACGAACAGGUCAGAGACUUGCCGUACGUGCAGGCCGUGCUCAACGAGACGAUGCGGAUCCAUAGCACGAGCUCGUUGGGCCUGCCUCGCGUCGUUCCCCUCCCGACUCCUGAGCACCCGGCCGUCAACGGCGUCGAUAUUCUCGGCUAUCACUUCCCUCCCGGCACCGUGCUCAGCGUACCCAGCUACACGAUUCAUCACUCUAAAGAAAUAUGGGGCCCUGAUGCUGACGACUUUGUCCCCGAACGAUGGGAUGAGACGCGGCUGACGUCCCGCCAGAAGGAUGCCUUCAUCCCUUUCUCUGUCGGCCCUAGAGCAUGUGUGGGACGUAACGUGGCAGAGAUGGAGUUGAAGUGCAUGAUCGGCGCGGUGUUCCGAAACUUCGAGUUUAGAGACGAACAUGUCGGCGAGAUGAAGACGAGAGAAGGGUUUCUCAGGAAACCACUGGGCUACAAUGUCGGAAUUCGACUGCGCACGGCCUGA
Molecule: messenger RNA, 1539 nt
Organism: Capronia epimyces CBS 606.96
Lineage: Eukaryota; Fungi; Ascomycota; Eurotiomycetes; Chaetothyriales; Herpotrichiellaceae
Product: benzoate 4-monooxygenase
Exons: 2
Coding region: 1-1539 (512 amino acids)
Molecular function (GO): heme binding; oxidoreductase activity, acting on paired donors, with incorporation or reduction of molecular oxygen; iron ion binding
Source: RefSeq, a predicted model, not a curated record